CUUACGUGUCAUUUUUUGUCGUUAUGGGUUGCCUAAAAGCAGCGGUCACUCGCUCGUGCGUGGCCGCUUUAAAAUCCACUGGACUGGAGGAAACAGUACCAGCUAAGCUCGCAGCUCAAAGCUCAUUGUGUAAUAAUUGUAUAGCUUUUUGGGUGAAAAGAAGAGUCAGAUCGGCGAGCCUGAGAUGGGUUGGGGUUCGGUGUUGCUAUUCCUGGCGGUGGCUCUGCUUUGUCAGAGGACAAGUUCAAUCGGAGCUAACUGGGGCACACAGGCGUCGCACCCUCUUCCACCGGACAUAGUUGUGCGGAUGCUAAGAGAGAAUGGUAUUCAGAAAGUUAAGCUCUUUGACGCCGAGUACGACACUCUCAGAGCUUUGGGCAAAUCCGGAAUCGAAGUCAUGGUUGGUAUUCCCAAUGAGAUGCUUGCAACUCUCGCCUCUAGCCUCAAAGCUGCUGAGAAAUGGGUUGCUAAAAAUGUCUCUACUCACAUCUCCACCGACAACGUCAACAUCAGAUAUGUGGCUGUUGGCAAUGAACCUUUCUUGUCUACAUAUAAUGGGAGCUAUCUGAGUACUACUUUCCCUGCGUUGAGGAACAUCCAAAUUGCAAUUAUAAAGGCUGGACUUCAGAACCAAGUGAAGGUCACUUGUCCCUUGAACGCUGAUGUCUAUGACAGCUCAACCACUUUUCCUUCUGGAGGGGAUUUCAGAGCUAAUAUCCGUGAUCUCAUGAUCACUAUCGUCAAGUUCUUGAGCGAAAAUGGCGGCCCUUUCACCGUUAACAUCUACCCUUUCAUCAGUCUUUACAACAACCCCGAUUUCCCAGUCGAUUACGCUUUCUUUGAUGGCAAUUCACAGCCCCUGAACGAUGGUGGGACUUAUUAUUACAACAUGUUUGAUGCAAAUUACGACACUCUAGUGCACGCGCUGGAGAAGAAUGGGUUUGGUAACAUGCCUAUCAUAAUUGGGGAGAUUGGUUGGCCUACUGAUGGGGACAGUAACGCGAAUGUGGACUACGCUAGGAAGUUCAACCAAGGGUUCAUGUCUCACAUCUCUGGCGGGAAGGGGACUCCGAGGAGACCUGGCCCUAUCGAUGCGUAUCUGUUCAGCUUGAUAGAUGAAGACGCCAAAAGUGUUCAGCCAGGAUACUUUGAGCGACAUUGGGGGAUAUUCACAUUUGACGGCUUACCAAAAUACCUCUUGAACCUAGGAACAACCAACUCAGGAUCUCUGAUCCAAGCCAAAGGGGUACGUUACCUACAGAGGAAGUGGUGUGUGAUGAGGCCAAAUGUGAGGUUGGACGAUCCGCAGGUGGCUCCUAGCGUGAGCUACGCAUGUAGCCUCGGGGAUUGCACCAGCCUCGGGGUUGGGACGUCCUGUGCAAAUCUUGACGGGAAACAAAACAUAUCGUAUGCAUUCAACAGUUACUAUCAGAUACAGGACCAGCUUGAUACAGCUUGUAAGUUUCCAAACAUAUCAGAGGUGACCAAGACAGAUCCCUCUACUGGAACCUGCAGAUUUCCGAUUAUGAUAGAGCCUUACUACGGUGGGGCAGCCCGGGAACACAGCUUCUUCUUCCCACUACUGAUGGCGGCAGCUAUCGCAGUCUCUAUUUUUUGAUGGUUUCUUCUUGUCAAUUUGUAAUUCUGUGUGAUGGCUUGAACUCUUUUUUUUAUUAUUUUUUUUGAAUUCUGAUUUCUCUUCUCCAGACCAAGUGAUUAUUAGAACAGUUUUCAGGGACCAAA
Molecule: messenger RNA, 1743 nt
Organism: Arabidopsis lyrata subsp. lyrata
Lineage: Eukaryota; Viridiplantae; Streptophyta; Magnoliopsida; Brassicales; Brassicaceae
Product: glucan endo-1,3-beta-glucosidase 6
Exons: 2
Coding region: 185-1618 (477 amino acids)
Biological process (GO): carbohydrate metabolic process
Cellular component (GO): plasma membrane
Molecular function (GO): hydrolase activity, hydrolyzing O-glycosyl compounds
Source: RefSeq, a predicted model, not a curated record